This is a messenger RNA of Batrachochytrium dendrobatidis JAM81, 525 nucleotides long. RefSeq lists its product as uncharacterized. Lineage: Eukaryota; Fungi; Chytridiomycota; Chytridiomycetes; Rhizophydiales. The transcript has a single exon. The record is from RefSeq and is a predicted model, not a curated record. Bases 1 to 525 code for a protein of 174 amino acids.
AUGUGCAAGUUCUUUCAUACUGCGACUGCCAGACAACGAUUCCAAUUCUUCCAGCACUUGCUAGUGUUCAUUCCUAUUAUCAUCUCAUAUGUCUUCCUGUUCCGCACUGCUCUGACUCUUCAGCAACAGAACUGGGCUACUCUGGUUCCAAGAGUAUUUCGUGCGCUCUGUCUGCCAUCCGACUGCAAUACUGACCUUCCUGCAUCAUCACUCACUGCUCCUGAUGAGUCUACUGGCAGUUGCGACCUGACUGUCUCACAGUUUAUUAGUCUGUUGAAUGUCAUGGGUGUUGGCUCAAGCAUGUCCGAUAGUGAGAUGACUCUACUUCAUACCAACUUGGAUGUCACUGGAAACAGCAGGGUUUCAUGGGGUGAAUUUGUCUAUCCUUUUAUGGGUGAUGGUCGAUGGGCUGUUGUGGUAUACAUUGACAGCUGGAGACAGGCUGCUUCCUCCGACUACAAUAUUGGGUUUGGACUGCAGAAACGACAAUUGAUUGCACCUUUUAUUCCUAGAUCCACAACUUGA